AUACGAUACUAUUUCCAUUAAUAAAUAUGUGUGACGUUGCAACGGUGCAGAAAAUUGCUAACUGCUUGGGCGUUGCACCCGGUGAAAUACAGCUAAAUGACGAACAGGUCGUAACACGCAUUGGCGCCCAAAACAAUAGGGUGACGGGCUUUGCCACCAUACUAGAAAGCUUGGCGGUUGAAUCCAAAUCAGAAAUAGCACAAAAUAGUAUUGCAUCCCCGGAAGUGCAGGCACAGGUCUAUCAAUGGAUUGAAUUUGCAGUUCUUUAUGUUGGACCCGGCUCAAAAGAUAAGCAUGUAUCCAAGCAAUUGCUAGCGGACUUGAACAAUCUGUUUAGCAGGAAAUCCUAUUUGGUGGGACACUUCUUAACACUCGGCGAUCUCGCAGUGUUUUAUGCUAUCGGUGAUCUUAUUAAAUCCCUGUCGCCGGUGGAUAAGGAAAACUAUUUGAAUUUGUCUAGAUGGUAUGAUCACUUGCAGCAGCGACCCGACAUACAUCAAGGCGAGACUCUGCUCAAUUUUACAACCAUUUACCUGCACAACUGGGCGACAGGCACACACCUUUGAAUUAGCAAAAGGAAACCGAUUCAAUAUUUAUUUCUAUUGUACCACACACACACCAAUUCAUGCAUACAUAUUCAUCGAUGCAUAUGAGGGAGUGUGACUGUGUGUGUGAUUGAAUGUCAAUGAGUGAAGAGCGCUGGAAUCUUGUUUAUCGUUAUCGAUAACAUUUCAUUUGAAAAAGAAAUAUAUAAUU
Messenger RNA from Drosophila navojoa, 756 nucleotides. RefSeq names its product aaRS-interacting multifunctional protein 3 (gene AIMP3). Gene Ontology annotation, cellular component: aminoacyl-tRNA synthetase multienzyme complex; nucleus; cytoplasm. Gene Ontology annotation, biological process: positive regulation of DNA damage response, signal transduction by p53 class mediator. NCBI's taxonomy places the organism in Eukaryota, Metazoa, Arthropoda, Insecta, Diptera, Drosophilidae. The record is from RefSeq and is a predicted model, not a curated record.